Soboliphyme baturini is the source of this 468-nucleotide messenger RNA. The record is from the annotation of a GenBank genome assembly. NCBI's taxonomy places the organism in Eukaryota, Metazoa, Nematoda, Enoplea, Dioctophymatida, Soboliphymatidae.
AUGCAUCGGCGUUUCGUCGUUCUGUUAUCCGUACUUGUUAUCGUGUCGUGGUCGUCGUCUGCCACAGAUCCUUACGAAACCCUGACUGUUAGCCGGUCAGCGUCGUCCAGCGAAAUCAAACAAGCGUACAAACGCCUGGCGAAGUUUUGGCAUCCGGACCGCAACAAGAGUCCUGACGCGGCGCAGAAGUUCGUCGAGGUGAAUGAGGCAUACGAGUUACUGUCGAACCCAGAGCGAAGACGAAGGUACGACGAUUUCGGUGCGGAUGACGGUGGCUCCGGCGUCGACCACGAUCACGACCACGACUUCUUCCACGGCUUCCGAUACGGCGGCACCUUCGGCCCGUUCCAGUUUCAGUUCCACGGUCAGCCAUCGUUGUUCUCCAAAAACGCCAUCAACCUAAGGUCUGGUGCAUCGCUUACUUUUUGUACGUGUUCCGAUUUAUUCGAGUUCUGUCUGCUGCGGUGA